AUGGAACUGUAUGUAAGCUCUCUUUCAGACCGUGCUAGUGAUAAAGCUACUCACCAGAUCUACGCAAUCAAGCAUGUAAUCCCUGACAAUGAAGGAGUAAUUUCUAAUCAGCUUGCCAUCACUUCUUUUCGCGAAAUAGAAAUUCUUCUCUCUAUUGACCACCCAUAUAUAGCCAAAUUAAUAGAAGUCGUCACAGGACGAAAAGGAGUUUUUCUCGUUUUGGAGUAUGGCGGAAGAGAUUUAGCUUACCUUUAUGACAGCUCUGCAAGCAGGGCAUCUUUACUCCACCAUCCGUCUCCUACGUUAUAUACAGAAAUACAAAUUAAAAAAUUCAUUAGGGAUCUACUGAGAGCUGUAGCAUAUUUGCAUCAGCAGGGGAUCAUUCAUAGGGAUUUGAAAUUGUCAAAUUUAUUGAUUGAUGAAGAAAAUAACUUAAAAUUGUGCGAUUUUGGGCUGGCAAGAAGGUAUGCGAGGAUUUUGACACCAAAUGUAGUAACUUUGUGGUAUAGAGCGCCUGAGAUAUUGCUGGGAUGCAGAGAUUAUACACAAGCUAUUGAUAUGUGGUCUGUAGGGUGCAUUUUUGCAGAAAUGCUUAAUAAUGGCAAGCCAAUUUUGCCUGGGAAUAAUGAAGCUGACCAAUUUCAGCUGAUUUGUAAAUUGAUUGGAGAGCCAAAUGAAAAUAUUUGGCCGAGAUAUGCUGAAAUCAGACACAGCUUUUCAGUUCCAAGAAACCCGUACAAUACUUUGAACCUUCUAUUUUCUAAUUAUUCUCAUGAAUGCCUAGAUUUUUUGAAUUCUCUAUUGGUUUGGGAUCCAUCAAAAAGGCUGACUGCCUCAGAAGCGCUGCUGAAUUCAUAUUUGGCCUAUUAG
Blepharisma stoltei is the source of this 870-nucleotide messenger RNA. NCBI's taxonomy places the organism in Eukaryota, Ciliophora, Heterotrichea, Heterotrichida, Blepharismidae. The record is from the annotation of a GenBank genome assembly.